This is a messenger RNA of Lucilia cuprina (Australian sheep blowfly), 888 nucleotides long. RefSeq lists its product as uncharacterized. Lineage: Eukaryota; Metazoa; Arthropoda; Insecta; Diptera; Calliphoridae. Gene Ontology annotation, molecular function: protein binding. The coding region runs from base 91 to 645 and encodes 184 amino acids. The record is from RefSeq and is a predicted model, not a curated record. The transcript has a single exon.
CAAGCAAAAAUUUCAAUUAGUAUUAAGUGAUCGUCAAGUAAUCUUUAUUUAUUCCAAUGUCCAGUUAGAUUUUUAAAUUUCCACUAAAUAAUGUUAUCAAAUCUAAACGACGAUUGUCUAUUACAUAUAUUUCAACUUUUAUCACUCCAAGAUCAACUACAACUAACAACAAUCUGUGAACGUUUUGAAUUUUUGAUGGUAAAAUAUAUUUGGUCUAAACAAUACCAUGAUCUGCACAAUCAAAUGAGAUGUUUACAACCACUCGAUCUGCAGCAAUAUAAACAAUUCUUUCGCCUAAAUCAAGAAAAUAUACGAAAAUUACAAAUAGAUGUUAGCAAUAAUUUUGCCUAUGUCUAUAAUUCGAAUCGUUUGAAUAAUCGUCCAGAUUAUACGUUUUAUUUUAAACUAACAAUGUCAAAUAUAAAAAUAUUACGUAUAAAAUGUCCAGCACCAUCUAUACACGAUGUUUAUAUUGAAAUGUUAAGUAAAAAUUGUCCAAAAUUAGAAAUAUUGGAUUUGGGUAAAUCUAGAGUAUCUGGAGCUUAUGUUGAGGAUAUACGAUCUUUACAACUAAUAACUAUUGGUAAUAAACAUAUACAAUUACCGUUUAGUUUGCACAAAUAUGAAAACUUUUUACUGGACUAGUUUGUCCUGUAAAGAUUCUACAGAGAGAGAGAGAGAGCGAGCAGCUGUUAACAUUCCCAAGGAUUUGUCUUGAUAUACAUAUAGAAGUAAAUACGUGGUUAUUUGCCUUAUUGGGUAAAUACAGAGAGGUGGUUAUGAAAAUAGGUUUGAACAUAUUUUUAAUUUGUUACAAAAAGUUGUAAAAUGUGAUAUUGUUAAAUUGUUAAUGAAAAUUCAAUAAAAUUAUGUUUUGUUUAACAUAAA